AUGCCCGGUGUCUGCGAGGUGUGCUCCACAGAACCAUCCAAAUAUCGUUGUCCGACAUGUUCUCUAAUGAGCUGCUCUCUUGCCUGUACGCAGUCACAUAAGAUUUACUGUGCUCCGAAACCCGAGGCUACGAACAAUGUACCAACUACGCCGUCGGACAUCCCUGCUGGUGACUUAACGUCUGGACAAACCAACAACGUCCCCGCCGGCGAUACUCCCACCGUCCAGGUCGGUGGGACGAAUGUCGCCACCAUCGCCUCCUCUGCCGAAGUCCAAGCGCUCUUAUCGCGGUACCCUGAACUGCGAAGCCAGCUGUACGAAAUUUUCCACGCGACGGAGGAAGAUGAAUGGCAAGAGUGGUAUACACCUUCUACAAGAGGGCGACCGCACGGCCGAGGAGGCCGAGGAGGUCCCUCCCGCCGAAGCCGUGGAGCAUGGACAGCGGAGAAAGGAUUCAAUCGAGGAUUGGGAAAAGUGCGCAAGCUUCGACAAGAUUGCGAAGCCGGGAGCGAGACGGGCGUCAAAGCCGAGGCUUUCAUGGAGUUCUUGGUCUUGGUCAACAAAGAGCCAUAG
Messenger RNA from Penicillium diatomitis, 573 nucleotides. Its product is annotated as zinc finger HIT domain-containing protein. The transcript has 2 exons. Gene Ontology annotation, cellular component: nucleus; pre-snoRNP complex. Bases 1 to 573 code for a protein of 190 amino acids. Gene Ontology annotation, biological process: snoRNA localization; box C/D snoRNP assembly; maturation of LSU-rRNA from tricistronic rRNA transcript (SSU-rRNA, 5.8S rRNA, LSU-rRNA). The record is from RefSeq and is a predicted model, not a curated record. NCBI's taxonomy places the organism in Eukaryota, Fungi, Ascomycota, Eurotiomycetes, Eurotiales, Aspergillaceae.